GACGAAUGUUAUUGACCACACCUUCCUCGUGUCAAAUACAGACUGAACACUGAUAAUCUAUUAUCUCUCUCCCUGCUCUCUCUCUCUGCUCAUCUCUAUGUCCACAAAUGACAACUACAACCAAUCUCCUCCGUCUCUCCCUCUCCUCCCAUCCCAAACUCUCUCUCCACCGCCCUCCUCACCUCACUCUCCGCCCUAAUCUCCGCCGCAAAUGUCUCUCCCCGCCUCUCAUCUUCGCCAAGGCCGUCGACUUCAAACCUUCGCCUCCGCAGCUCCAGCAACAGAACCUCUCCACUGACUCGAUCCUCCUCGACGUCACCGGGAUGAUGUGCGGCGCGUGCGUCUCACGCGUCAAGUCGAUCCUCGUCUCCGACCUCCGCGUUGACUCCGCCGUGGUCAAUAUGCUGACGGAGACCGCCGCGAUCAAGCUGAAGAGCGAUAUUGAAGUGGCGGAUGACGUGGCGGAGGAGGUUGCGAGGAAGCUGACGGAGUGUGGAUUUCCGGCGAAGAGGAGAGCGGCGGGAGCGGGAGUGGAGGAGAAAGUGAAGAGAUGGAGGGAGAGUGUGAAGAAGAAGGAGGCUAUGCUUGUCGAAAGUCGAAACCGUGUCGUUUUCGCCUGGACUCUAGUGGCUCUCUGUUGUGGAUCUCAUGCCACUCAUAUACUACAUUCUCUCGGCAUUCAUGUUGCUCAUGGUCCAGUUGUGGAGUUCCUUCAUAAUUCCUAUGUGAAAGGCGGUUUAGCUGUGGGAGCUUUGUUAGGACCUGGUCGAGAUCUGCUUUUUGAUGGUCUAAAAGCAUUUACCAAAAGAUCACCAAAUAUGAACUCCUUGGUUGGAUUUGGAUCAAUUGCUGCAUUUGCGAUUAGUUCGGUGUCACUCCUUAACCCUGGACUUCACUGGGAUGCGUCAUUCUUUGAUGAGCCGGUAAUGCUUCUUGGCUUCGUUCUCCUAGGACGUUCACUGGAAGAAAGGGCAAGGCUUAAGGCAUCUAGUGAUAUGAACGAACUGUUGUCAUUAAUAUCCACUCAGUCACGGCUUGUAAUUAGUCCCUCUACAAGUGAUACCUCAGAUGAUAGUGUACUUGCCUCUGAUGCGAUCUGCAUCCAAGCCUCAACUGAUGAUAUCCGAGUUGGAGACUCACUGCUGGUGUUGCCAGGAGAAACUAUUCCUGUGGAUGGAAAAGUUCUUGCAGGUCGAAGUGUUGUGGAUGAGUCCAUGCUCACCGGGGAAUCUCUUCCAGUAUUUAAAGAAGCCGGCCUUUUGGUCUCAGCUGGAACAAUAAACUGGGACGGACCUUUGAGAAUAGAAGCUUCUUCUACUGGCUCCAACUCAACAAUUGCAAAAAUAGUUCGCAUGGUUGAAGAUGCUCAAGGCCGUGAAGCACCUAUACAGAGGCUUGCAGAUUCAAUUGCUGGGCCUUUUGUCUACAGUGUUAUGACUUUGUCAGCAGCAACAUUUGCUUUCUGGUACUACCUUGGAACACACUUAUUUCCAGACGUCUUGCUUAAUGACAUCGCUGGGCCUGAUGGAAAUUCUUUGCUCCUGAGUUUAAAGCUUUCAGUAGAUGUCUUGGUGGUAUCUUGCCCGUGUGCACUAGGCCUUGCCACACCAACAGCAAUCCUUGUAGGCACCUCUCUUGGAGCGAAGGAGGGACUUCUGAUUAGAGGAGGAGAUGUAUUGGAACGCUUAGCAGCUGUAGAUGUAAUUACUGUGGACAAGACAGGAACUCUUACCGAGGGCAAACCUGCUGUUUCUGCUGUCACAUCUUUCGUCUAUGAAGAGUCGGAGAUUUUAAGAAUUGCUGCUGCAGUGGAGAAAACUGCAGUACAUCCAAUCGCAAACGCUAUAAUUAGCAAAGCAGAGUCACUAAAUUUGAAUAUCCCAACUACACAAGGACAAUUGGCUGCACCGGGCUUUGGGUCCUUGGCAGAAGUGGAGGGGAAAUUGGUUGCAGUUGGCUCUUUGGAGUGGGUUCAUGAACGGUUUCAGCAAAGAAAGAACCUAUCCGAUCUUUUAAGUCUUGAGCAAUCAGUAAAACAUCAAGCAAUGAGAGGAAAUUCCUCGUCAAAUCAUUCACAAACAGUUGUUUAUGUUGGCAAGGAAGGAGAAGGUGUUAUUGGGGCUAUUGCUAUAAGUGAUAAUAUACGACAGGAUGCCGAAUCUACUAUAAGCAGGCUACGACAGAAAGGAAUAAAAACAGUGCUAUUAUCUGGAGACAGGGAAGAGGCAGUUGCAAUUGUGGCAAAAACUGUUGGAAUAGAUAGUGAAUUCAUCAAUGCGUCAUUGACACCACAACAGAAAUCUGGUUGUAUCUCAAAACUUCAGGAUUCAGGCCACACUGUUGCAAUGGUUGGUGAUGGAAUUAAUGAUGCGCCUUCUCUGGCUCUUGCUGAUGUUGGAUUCGCUUUGCAAAUCGAAGGACAAGAAAACGCUGCAUCUAAUGCAGCGUCAAUCAUACUUCUAGGAAACAGAUUAUCUCAGGUGGUAGAUGCACUUGAUCUUGCUCAAGCAACAAUGACAAAGGUUCACCAAAAUUUGUCGUGGGCAGUAGCAUAUAAUGUUGUCGCAGUUCCCAUUGCAGCUGGUGUACUUCUUCCUCAUUUUGAUUUUGCCAUGACUCCUUCCCUUUCAGGUGGUUUAAUGGCUUUAAGCUCAAUUUUCGUUGUCACCAAUUCACUGCUUCUGCAGUUCCAUCAACCUCAGAAAAAAGUGAAAGCGCCGAAUUCUGCCUUGAGUCGGUAAUUUAAGUACAUAUGCCUCCAGAAUACUUAAGUAGCCAGCUUCCAGCUUCCACAAUAAACUUCCACGGCGUUCUAAGUAUGUAUGCUUCCACAUCACUACGAGUAGCUAGCUAGCUUGUACUAUAUACUCAAAAGCAUUUUUUUCGAGAUAGUAAAUUGUACCCUGAUGUUUACUAGAUGGGUAAUAAGAAUAAGUUAUGUAUUAUUACUAUUGUACAACUCAUUGUCAAAUGUAAAAAUGUAAGCAGUGUAUCAAGAACUACAUGAAACCAAAGAUCUCGUGGUCUAGUGGUAUCUCCCGAAGGUAAAAGCAAGAACUACAUGAAACCAAAGAUCUCGUGGUCCAGUGGUAUCUCCCGAAGGUAAAAGUAGUUGUCUAAGUGUUAUCAAUCUUUGAUAACUUUUUUCAAUAUACACAAUUGAUUACAGAGGGAGGGCCAAGUUGCAUAAUGAGUUGACUGUAAUUUACCUGGGGGUAAAUCAAUAUAACAGGUUUAUAUAUA
Daucus carota subsp. sativus is the source of this 3243-nucleotide messenger RNA. Its product is annotated as copper-transporting ATPase PAA2, chloroplastic. The transcript has 17 exons. Gene Ontology annotation, cellular component: membrane. The record is from RefSeq and is a predicted model, not a curated record. Gene Ontology annotation, molecular function: ATP binding; P-type divalent copper transporter activity; copper ion binding. NCBI's taxonomy places the organism in Eukaryota, Viridiplantae, Streptophyta, Magnoliopsida, Apiales, Apiaceae. Gene Ontology annotation, biological process: monoatomic cation transport; copper ion homeostasis. Bases 108 to 2741 code for a protein of 877 amino acids.